This is a messenger RNA of Pocillopora verrucosa, 1252 nucleotides long. Its product is annotated as vesicle-associated membrane protein-associated protein B. Gene Ontology annotation, cellular component: endoplasmic reticulum membrane; plasma membrane. The record is from RefSeq and is a predicted model, not a curated record. Gene Ontology annotation, biological process: endoplasmic reticulum membrane organization. NCBI's taxonomy places the organism in Eukaryota, Metazoa, Cnidaria, Anthozoa, Scleractinia, Pocilloporidae. Gene Ontology annotation, molecular function: FFAT motif binding.
CAUUCGUCAUCGUCGAGUUGGCUGCCAUAUUGUUUAGAUUUGGAGGAGUACUUUUUCGGGAAAAUCACCGUGGAUUUUUAGACUUCCCUCCCCUGUGUGGUCCAUGAUUAGUAAUGGCGAAAUCAAAGUCAGAACAAGUGCUGAGGCUUGAACCAACUUCAGAACUACGCUUUCGGGGAAAUUUCACCGAAGUCGUCACAGCAAACCUUAAACUCACAAACCCCUCCGAAAAGAAGGUCUGUUUUAAAGUAAAAACUACGGCUCCAAAGCGAUACUGUGUUCGCCCGAACAGUGGAUUUGUCGAAGCUGGUGGGGUGGUGGAAGUGGCCGUGAUGCUACAGCCAUUUGAGUAUGACCCCAAGGAAAAAAGCAAGCACAAGUUCAUGGUGCAGACAAUGUUUGCUCCCGAAGGAGAUGCAGAUCAUGAAACUUUGUGGAAAGAGGCUGACCAGAGUCAAUUUAUGGAUUCUAAACUGAAAUGUGUCUUUGAGUAUGUAGAUGAUGGGGAAGGCAAUGCGGAGACUUCUGUAGGAGGAAAUGGAAACGAGGUUGCAAACAAAGAGCUGCUCAAGGUUCACAAGACAGAGACUAUGGCUGAGUUCGAGACCCCAGCCCCUAGUUCUACUAACAUUCCAGGUAGCCCUUAUAAGGAGCAAGGAGUGGAGGAUACAACAUCAACAAGAUCAUUGCAGGGUGUGGAUGAAGGAAGAGGCUACAGCGAUGAGUUAGAAAAGCUGAGAAAAGAAAACAGUGAUCUUAGGGCUGAAAUGGAUCAAGUUCGGUACAGGAAGAAUGUGGCUUCCCAGUCUUCCGCAACAACACAGGGUUCAUCGCCCAAGGUAUCUACACUCCUUGCACCAGACGACAGCGUCAAUUUACCGCCAUCGGUUAUUGCCUACAUCGUCUUAGCCUUGAUAUUCGGUGUCGUCAUUGGCAAAUUUAUCCUGUAAGAGACAGUGGAUCUCGAAAAUAUUUUAACGCGUUAUGGAGCAAAAUCAACAGACGAAAAAGUUACCAUAAUGAAACAGAUUUCAAGUGUUUAAAUAUGCAGUUGACACUGUAACGCACAGAGAAAUUUUACUUUUAAAAGUUCUAGUGGUAAAUUAAGUCGUUGAACGAAACAUCUGAUCAAUAAUUACUUUUUCGCUUUCCCCAAAUCUCACAAUUUGAUCUCCCGUCUCUCUUGUACUAUUUGAAGGCAUUUACUAGCUACAGAAAACAGUGAGUAAAGAAUAUAGAAUUGAAGAAUGUC